CCCUUUUUUCCCAUCUCUCGCCAAAAUACCUUUACACCGAUUGGGCGUUCCGAGAUCGACAUUAGGUCAAAUCCGUACGUUCUAAUUUGCUCUUAAUAUGUACGGUCGUACAGGAGUUAAGACAUCAUCAGGGUCUAGGGACCCCGAGAGCCGGUUAGUUGCAGCGAUGUCUUGUCCGCUUGUCUGAUGGGAAGUCUAUCUGACUGACAAGUUACUAAUAAAAGACGGUUCGAGGUCGGUCCAGCGACGGACGAGAACCGAUAAUACUACACGUUUGGGCGGCGGCUGUCGCUGGUCCCUGAGCACGUCAUCGAGGCUAAAUACUAUUCGAUUGAAUUUUUAAAUUUUUUUUAACCCACGCUGCCAUGUUCUAGCUUCCCCCUGUUCUCUUUCUCGUAAGGCGGGAGCUCGCGCGUACAUGCAUCCAAUGCAUCCUACAUGUAUACAUGUGCUAUUCCUUGCCUAUUGUCCGCUACCGAUUACGUAGUCUGGACGGCACCGGAGUCAACUUUAGUGGAUAGUAUCCUCUCUCUCCCCUUCUUGUUCUCUUGUUUUUAUAACCUUAUUAAGUUUCUGUAAUUUACACAUACAUACGUGUAUACGUGUGUGAUAAUUUCGCCGUCCAAUUCUCUACUUGCUGUUGAAUUAAUCGAGUUAUCUCGUGCCGACCUAUCUGACGACUCCCGUCUUCCCCAAUACCACCCGCAGCGCCGCGCUUCGAGACUAUGGCGAACCCUCCCCAUGGCGGAGUUCUCAAGGACCUCAUUGCGCGAGAUUUCCCUAGACAGGCCCAACUUGCAGCCGAAGCUGAGACGCUGCCCGCCAUUACCUUGACCGAGAGGCAACUUUGCGAUCUCGAAUUGAUCCUCAAUGGGGGGUUUUCACCUCUUGAAGGCUUCAUGAACGAGGCUGACUACAAAGGUGUCGUGAAGGAUAAUAGGCUAGCCGACGGUGUUUUGUUCAGCAUGCCCAUUACUUUGGAUGUUUCCGAAGAGAUUAUUCAAGAGGUUGACCUCAAGCCAGGCGUUCGGGUUACGCUACGCGAUCUCCGGGACGACAGGAACUUAGCUAUCCUCACGGUCGACGAUAUCUACAAACCAGACAAGGUCCUUGAGGCUAAGGAAGUCUUUGGGAGUGAUGACGAAGCCCACCCCGCUGUCAAGUACCUGUUCCGGACAGCUGCCGAUUUCUACGUGGGCGGUAAAGUAGACGCGGUUAACCGUCUACAGCACUACGACUUUGUAGAUCUUCGAUACACUCCGGCCGAGCUCCGGUUACAUUUUGAUAAGCUUGGUUGGAGCCGAGUUGUCGCUUUCCAGACGAGGAAUCCCAUGCACCGUGCGCAUCGAGAGUUAACCGUACGGGCCGCUCGUUCUCACCACGCAAAUGUACUUAUUCAUCCGGUCGUCGGUUUGACGAAGCCCGGAGACAUUGACCACUUUACGCGCGUGCGAGUCUACAAGGCUCUUUUGCCGAGGUAUCCCAAUGGCAUGGCAGUCUUGGGUCUUCUUCCCUUAGCCAUGCGAAUGGGUGGUCCCCGUGAAGCUAUCUGGCACGCCAUUAUCCGCAAGAACCACGGAGCAACCCACUUCAUCGUUGGUCGCGACCACGCAGGGCCCGGGAAGAACAGCCAAGGCGUAGACUUCUAUGGACCUUACGAUGCCCAGUAUGCGGUUGAGAAAUACCGCGACGAGCUUGGUAUUGAGGUUGUGCCAUUCCAAAUGAUGACCUACUUGCCUGACAAGGACGAGUACGCUCCCGUUGAUCAGAUCCCCAAGGAUACCCGCACACUAAAUAUCUCCGGGACGGAACUGCGCUCGAGGUUGAGGAGCGGUCGAGACAUUCCCGAGUGGUUCUCUUAUCCCGAGGUCGUUAAGGUGCUGCGCGAGUCGCAUCCUCCGCGAGCUGCUCAAGGGUUCACCAUCUUCUUGACUGGCUACACAAACAGCGGGAAGGAUCAAAUUGCGAGGGCCCUUCAGGUCACCCUCAACCAGCAGGGUGGUCGAUCGGUAUCUAUGCUCCUUGGCGAAACCGUCCGCCACGAGCUAUCAUCAGAAUUAGGCUUUAGCAGAGAAGACCGCAGCAGAAACAUUGCUCGCAUUGCUUUCGUCGCCGGCGAGUUGACCAGAUCUGGCGCUGCCGUCAUUGCUGCUCCCAUCGCGCCGUUCGAUAAUGACCGGGCUGCCGCCAAGGAAACAGUUGAGAGAUAUGGUGACUUCUACCUUGUCCAUGUCGCCACUCCGCUCGAGUACUGCGAAAAGACUGACAAACGGGGGAUAUACGCUAAGGCUCGCGCCGGUGAGAUCAAAGGAUUCACGGGCGUUGACGACCCGUAUGAGCCUCCGUCUAAAGCCGAUUUGGUUGUCGAUUGCGAAAAGCAGAGUGUUCGCUCCAUUGUGCAUCAAAUUGUGUUGAUGUUGGAGAGCCGUGGUCUGCUAGAUCGCUUGUGAACUCGAUCACAUUAAUACGGAUUCCUAUCAAGUCUGUGGUGGGAUUUAAGAAUGAUAGAAAGAAUUUCAAAGGUACCUAGGUAGGCAAAGGAAAGCCCCCAUAGAUAUGAGAUUUGCAUAUUGAGGUAGCGAAAGAGUAUGUAUGUAUUUAUUUUCUCUAAGAGCAUCGACUACAUGGUAUCCGAACCUAAAUGGUUCUAUAUCGAAACGAGUUGUCGAUCUCAUUGAACCUCUACUUGAACAUAUACUACUAAAAUGAUGCGCAAGUUUAGAGGCUAAAGCGUAGAUACCCUAGCCAGGUUUUUAUACAAUUUUUGACUGGGGAUUGGGAUGUGCGGAUUUAAAAAUAAAAAUAAAAUACAAUAGAUGUAUUCAGAAAUGCCAAGGUACCUAGGUAGGUUAUGUACAUCAAUGUUAUGCAGGAAUCUGUGUG
Messenger RNA from Hypoxylon trugodes, 2883 nucleotides. RefSeq names its product putative sulfate adenylyltransferase. Gene Ontology annotation, molecular function: ATP binding; adenylylsulfate kinase activity; sulfate adenylyltransferase (ATP) activity. Gene Ontology annotation, biological process: sulfur amino acid metabolic process. The record is from RefSeq and is a predicted model, not a curated record. Gene Ontology annotation, cellular component: cytoplasm. Bases 726 to 2450 code for a protein of 574 amino acids. NCBI's taxonomy places the organism in Eukaryota, Fungi, Ascomycota, Sordariomycetes, Xylariales, Hypoxylaceae. The transcript is spliced from 5 exons.